CAAUUAUUUGUCCAACAACUUAGCUUCUCAAUUUAUAAAAGCUCAAUUAAUUUUAGCUUCUCAAUUUAUAACAGCUUAAUAUAAGUGUCUAAAAGAAAAUGGCUACAUUGACUCCUUGUUCUCCGCCUUUUUUUUUGUCAUACCUAUAGUCUACAAAAAUCUUAUUCGCAUUCCAUAUUUUUUUUAAAGCCACAUCCAUGAAACCAGUCUCUAAAUUAGAUGUCAGAACCUCCAGCAGAUAUGAGUUUCUCGGACACUGCUUGAUGUGAUCCGUGUGUUUGCUGUUAGAAACACAAAGAAACAGAGAGGACUCCCAAGAAAUCCCAAGAAUUUACAAAUUGCCUGUUUCUGUGAAGACUUCAAGAGUCUGAAUGUGUGAAUAGAUGCAGAGCAUGGUCCAUUGUCAUCCUAGAGAGUGACACUGUCCCUGCCAGGCCUGCUGGUAGAGGACAAUGGCCCUGAGCGAUGCAAGCGGAGACCCUCUGGCCCUCACUAAUGGAGGGUACCAUCCUCCCAAUGCCAGUGGAAAUGCCCAUUCAAACACCAGUACACCGGUCAGCAAUGGCCAGGACCCUCUCACAGCUGCCUGUAGUAGUGACUGCCUCACAGCAGAUGGAGAUGAUGAUGUUACAGUUAAGGAUGUAGUGUCUAAAUUGGAGCAGAAGCAGAAAAGAUCACUUGUUGUCCAGACACCAAAUAUACCAAGCCAAAACAGCGGGGUGGUCAAACAGAAUGGCUCCCUGAGGAACCUUCCCCCAUCCUCCACUGAGUUUUCUUCUCCAGCUGUCACAGACUCCCAGAGGCUGGCCAAACGCCACCUUCUCUCCACCCUUUCCCCGUCGUCCUCCUCCUCUCCUCCUCUCCUCCCCCCAUCACAUUGCUGCCAGCAUUGUCACUUCCAUUCCGCCCUCUGCUGCCACUGUGGACAGAAGGAUUGCUCACUCUUUCAGAAGUCAGGCACAAGCCCAGGGCCUGGCUUGGUUCCCCACCCCGGGACCACGUCAUCCUGCCCAUGCUGCCUCUCUGCCUGCACAUACUCUCACUCCCAUGCCCGUCCUCCUCACUCAUCCUCCCCUCUCUGUGUCCAUCACCACCAUCAUCAGCGUUGGCCGGAGCACCUCCAGACUCAUACACAUGCUGCUGGAAUCAGCCCGGCAAGGCCCUUUCGAUUACCCAAAAGCUAUGCUGAGCUGAUAGCUGAUUGGCCAGUGGUGGUGCUGGGGGUGUGCACAGUGCUCAUUGUGGUGUGUGCCCUAGUGGGCAUCCUGGUGCCUGACCUCCCUGAUUUCUCUGACCCACUGCUGGGUUUUGAGCCACGGGGAACAGCCAUUGGCCAGCGACUGGUCACAUGGAACAACAUGGUGAAAAACACAGGCUAUAAAGCCACAUUGGCCAACUACCCCUUCAAAUAUGCUGACGAGCAAGCCAAAAAUCACCAAGAGCCCAGGUGGACUGAAGACCACUUUGACAGAGACAAACGGCAAGCAGAGUGGGACUUCAGUAAAGAAUUUUUCUGUGAUGUGCCAGGUGACAGUUACUCUAGACUGGUGUUCACAUCAACUGAGGGGAAGAACUUGUGGAGUAUUCAAGCCAUCAAAUCAAUGUGCAAUCUCGACAACACAAGGGUGCGUUCCCACCAUGACUAUUGGAGUCUUUGUCAGCGCACCAAUGACGCUUCCUGUUGCCCCAGCUGGACACUUGGUAACUACAUUGCCGUCCUCACCAACAGGUCGUCCUGCCAGAAGAUCACUGAGCGUGAUGUAUCGCACACGCUCAAGAUCCUGCGCUCAUGUGCCAAGUACUACCACAAUGGCACACUGGGUCCCGACUGCUGGGACAUGGCCCUGCGAAGGAAAGACCAGCUGAAGUGUGCCAGUGUUCCCCGGAAGUGCACCAAGUACAAUGCAGUCUACCAAAUCCUUCACUACCUGGUGGACAAGGACUUCCUCAGUCCUAAGAGCCUAGAGUAUCCUCCAGCUGUGCUUAAGUACAGCAUGCUCUUUUCCCCCACAGAGAAAGGAGAAUCUAUGAUGAACAUUUACUUGGACAAUUUUGAGAACUGGAACUCGUCAGAUGGAAUCACCACAGUCACAGGGAUCGAGUUUGGCAUCAAACACGACCUCUUUCAGGACUACCUCCUUACAGACACACUGUACCCUGCCAUUGCCAUAGUGAUCGUCCUGCUUGUCAUGUGUGUGUACACACGCUCAGUUUUCAUCACACUAAUGACAAUAAUAGCCAUCAUCAGCUCACUGAUUGUGUCCUACUUUCUCUACCGAAUGGUUUUCAACUUUGAGUUCUUCCCCUUCAUGAACCUUACAGCUCUCAUCAUCCUGGUAGGCAUUGGUGCUGAUGACGCAUUUGUACUUUGCGAUGUGUGGAACUACACAAAGUUUGAUAAACCCCAUGCUGAGCUAGCAGAAACAGUCAGUGUGACCCUGCAACAUGCUGCCCUAUCCAUGUUUGUCACCAGUUUCACCACUGCUGCAGCUUUUUAUGCCAACUAUGUCAGCAACAUCACUGCGAUACGCUGUUUUGGUGUCUAUGCUGGGACUGCCAUUUUGGUCAACUAUAUUCUCAUGGUGACUUGGCUCCCAGCUGUGGUCGUGCUACAUGAACGCUACCUGCCUAACAUAUUCACCUGCUCAAAGCCUCCCCAUCAGCAAAGAGGUUACUGCAAACAAAUGUUCUUGACAGGUCUUUGUCAGAAGGCAAACAAAUGCCUGUUUGUUGUCUCUGAGGCCUCUAGGAUCUUCUUUGGGAAAGUGCUACCCUGCAUUGUCAUCAAGCUGCGCUACCUCUGGCUCUUCUGGUUUCUCGCCAUCACAGUGGGCGGGGCCUACGUGGUUUGUGUCAACCCAAAGAUAAAGCUCCCAUCUUUGGAGCUGGCAGAGUUUCAGGUGUUUCGAUCCUCUCACCCUUUUGAGCGCUAUGAUGCAGAGUACAAAAAACUUUUCAUGUUCGAGAGGGUUCAUCAUGGCGAGGACCUUCACAUGCCAAUAACUAUCAUCUGGGGGGUGACCCCUGUAGAUAACGGAGACCCCCUGAACCCCAAAAACAAGGGAAAGCUAAUGCUGGAUAGCAGCUUCAACAUUUCCAGUCCAGCAUCUCAGCUGUGGAUCCUCAACUUCUGCCAGAAGCUGAGGAACCAGAGUUUUGUCUUUCAGUCAGAGGAGCAAGACUUUACCAGCUGCUUCAUUGAGACAUUCAAACAGUGGAUGGAGAACCAGGACUGUGCAGAGGGCUCUGUCUACCCCUGCUGCAGUCAGUCAACCUUCCCCUACAAGCCUUAUGUCUUUGAGUUGUGCAUCAAGAGAGCCAUCAUGGAGCUAGAUCGGAGUACUAACUACCAUCUGGACAGCAAGACCCCUGGGCCUCGAUUCGAUAUCAAUGACACCAUCAGAGCCGUAGUUUUAGAGUUCCAGAGUACAUAUCUCUUCACACUGGCCUAUGAGAAGAUGUACCAGUUCUACCGCGACGUGGAUGCCUGGAUCACAGAGGAGCUGCGCUACGCCCCUGUAGGCCUUAGUCAUGGCUGGUUUGUCAGCAACCUGGAGUUUUAUGACCUGCAGGACAGUUUGUCAGAUGGCACUCUGGUUGCCAUGGCACUGUCAGUGGCUGUGGCUUUCAGUGUCAUGCUCCUGACCACCUGGAAUGUCAUCAUCAGUCUAUACGCCAUCCUGUCGAUUGCUGGGACAAUAUUUGUCACAGUCGGCUCCCUGGUGCUUCUGGGCUGGGAGCUGAACGUCUUGGAGUCUGUUACCAUUUCUGUGGCAGUGGGGCUGUCAGUGGACUUUGCAGUCCACUAUGGUGUCGCCUACCGACUUGCUCCAGAGCCCGACCGUGAGGGGAAGGUGACUUUCUCCCUCAGCCGCAUGGGCUCUGCAAUUGCUAUGGCUGCACUGACCACCUUUGUUGCUGGGGCCAUGAUGAUGCCCUCAACUGUAUUAGCCUACACCCAGCUCGGCACGUUCAUGAUGCUGAUCAUGUGCAUCAGCUGGGCCUUUGCUACUUUCUUCUUUCAGUGCAUGUGCCGCUGCCUGGGACCCCAGGGUACCUGUGGCCAGAUUCCCCUGCCAAAAAAGCUGCAGUGUCAGGCCUUCUCUGAGGCCACAUCCACAAACUUUUAUCCCUCAUCUCAAGGGAAAGGCUCUGGCCAGGCGAAGUACCAGCUGGGCACAAGGGGUGGGCAGGUGGAGCAUUAUGAGUUAGAGCCACUGGCAUCCAGUCAGAAAACUGAAGAUAAACCUCAAGAGGAGCAUGAGGUUUGCAGUCAGCUUUAUAAUGGAAUCCCCCCUCACCACCACACCGUCCCUAAUUCACACAUCCAUUAUAAAAGCAAAACUGAGACUGGGAGACCUGGCCCUGAGAAUGGGCUUGUAGCCUCACUGAGCACAACAUCCAGGUGCCAGUACUCUCAAAACACUAACUGCACCUGUGGGGACCCCCCUUCUCCUCACUUGCCUCAGCAAUGGAACCCCCACUCCUGUGCUCAGCAUCCCCAGGUCUCUACUUCUUGUCCUCCCACCCCUCAGCUCUUUCCUCACUCAGGAAACACACUGUGCAAACAAAAUACUUCCCUCUUACCUACAAACCUGGACCAGGUUUACACACAUGUAGAGUGCCGUAUGCACUAUAUCCACUGUCCCCCCACCCAUUUCCACCACUGUUCCCAGGGAAGAGUGGCCCCCAUGCAAGGACCUGCGCACAGCUGCCAUCUCAGGAAGUACUGUGUCCAUUCUGGAAACCUGCAGCCUUGUUCGGCCAGAGAACAGAAAUCCACAACACCAGCUUCAAACCAGGACACAGGCGCAGCUCCAGGUCCAGGCUCUGACUCAGAGCCUGUGGGACAAGAGGAGGAACAUAGACCUGAAAUGAUUCAGUCAAGUCUUGACAGUAGCCAAAAUAUCAACAAAGCAGCCCAGACACAACCUCACACUCAAUGCCCCUCAAUGGGUUCAUCACACACAACCUGUCAUGAAAGACAGAGGGCAAGGGACAGAGUCCAUUGUUGUGGUGAUAACCAUAUAUCCACCACAACCACAGGAACAACAACCCAAAUGGAUGCUUGUAAAAUCCCUGGCAACCAGGAGAAGCUUGAAAUGGUCAAAAAGUGCAAGCGGACCUCCAAAAGUCAGCAGGAAUCCUCCGCCUCUGCGAAGAAGCUCUACUGUUUUAACAGGACAUUGAAAGUAAAGUGCAAAUCAGCUUCAGAGUUUAAUGUGCCAAAAAGUGACACCAGCGUGCCUCCUAUUGCAAUAAACACUAAGCCCUCUUCUGAAAGCUUAUGUUGAUGUUAAAUUGAUAUUUUAAUAAAACUUAAUCCAGAACAAACAGGAAAUGUCGGGGGGAAAAAGGAACGACUCAUUCAAUGUUUCCGGGCAAUUGAACAGUGUUUGGGAUAUGUUUGCUGACCAAGUGCCUCAGUGUGUUUCAUAAAACAGCAAGGACCCACUAAAUAUAUUCUCUUUACAUUUUUCUUUUUCUACUCACCAUUUCUUCACGUUUCAGAUCAUGUGUUUGAUUUUACAAUAAAACAACACACUAUUGAUGAAGCUAUAUCAUUAUAGGAAAUUAAUUGUCUUUUCACAAAGAUAGUCCAUGAAAUAUUGCAAACUAAAGUGUUAAAUGUACAGCAGCCAUUUGCACCGACAGGAAUUCGUACAGUAAAUGUUGUGAUGUGUGUAAUUAUAAAUAUGUGUUGUCGAAUAUGAUCACAUCAACUUUUAACAAAAAUGUGCCCCAUUUUAUAAGCUGAUAAAAAGUCGCCUUUGCUCAUGUUCAAGUCGCCACAUGCCUCAGAUAAAAGAUGUAAUGUAUGAUUAAAAGAUCUUUUU
Xiphias gladius (swordfish) is the source of this 5837-nucleotide messenger RNA. It is a transcript of the gene disp1, whose product is annotated as dispatched homolog 1 (Drosophila). NCBI's taxonomy places the organism in Eukaryota, Metazoa, Chordata, Actinopteri, Istiophoriformes, Xiphiidae. Bases 453 to 5294 code for a protein of 1613 amino acids. The record is from RefSeq and is a predicted model, not a curated record. Gene Ontology annotation, cellular component: membrane. The transcript is spliced from 12 exons.